AUGGCUUCCGGUUUCGAUAAACCAGCCAAUAUCCUGAUGAUAAACGGUGCUGUUGAUCGUUAUGGAUUCUUUGAAGGUGAACAAUUCUGCGAAGCAAACAUGCGGAAACUUUCUGAAUCCUCUUUGAAUAAAAUACGCCGAAAAGAAUUGAAAUGGCAAAACAUGCUAACUGAAUGGGAUAAAUGGAUGUGCUAUAAAACAGAUCGGGUGAGAAAUCAAUGUCGAAAAGGUAUUGCGCCAGCUAUACGUUCAAGAGUAUGGCAGUAUCUUUGUGGAAGCCAUCAAAUAAUGCAGAUGGAAAGUGGGAAAUAUCAGGUACUCUUGAGAAUGUCGGGUGAUCCAAAGACAAUUUCACAAAUCAAAUUAGAUGUCGGCAGACAGUUGCCUAAUCACGUACUUUUUGCUACAAGCCAUGGUAAUGGAAAGGCAUCUCUGUUCAACGUACUCAAAGCAUAUUCACUGCUACAUCCUUCUACUGGCUAUUGCCAAGCUCAAGCACCGAUUGCUGCAGCGCUACUUAUACACAUGCCAGAAGAGGAUGCAUUUUGGACAUUUGUCUGUUUAUGCAACCGAUAUAUGACCGAUUAUUUUAAAUCCGAUCUUGUACGUGUCAAAAUUGAAUUGAACAUGUUAUUUGAACUGGUGAAGAAAUAUCAACCAGAUAUAUACCAUCACAUGGUGAAAUGUAAUACAGAGCCAAUGUAUUUCGCUAUUGACUGGUUCAUGUGUUUGUAUACGCGCAAUUUGCCAUGGUCUACAGUCCUUCGUAUAUGGGAUAUGUUCUUCUUUGAAGGUGUGAAGGUUUUAUUUCGUAUAGCACUUUCUAUAUUUCAACUUUUACUGGGAGAUUCGAAUUCAAGAAGAAGAUUGAAUUCAAUGGAUAAAUUAAUGGAAUCUUUACGUAAUCUACCUAAAAAUAUAGUCGGUGAACAUGUGCUUAUUAAUCAUUCAUUUCGUUAUACAUUUAUCACUAAACAAGAACUUGUAAAACUGUAUCGAACACAACUGAAGUCUAUUGAGUUAAUAUCAUCGUCUUCAUCCUAA
Molecule: messenger RNA, 1044 nt
Organism: Schistosoma spindalis
Lineage: Eukaryota; Metazoa; Platyhelminthes; Trematoda; Strigeidida; Schistosomatidae
Source: the annotation of a GenBank genome assembly